AAGGGCAUCUGGGGAGGCCAGAGGCUGGCCUGAGUCAGGCUCUCAGGAUCCCCUCCAUCUAGAAGAGCCACCUGCUCACCCUGUCCCUUCCCUUGCUGCUGGGACCAUGGGGGCUGGAGCUAGUGCCGAGGAGAAGCACUCCAGGGAGCUGGAAAAGAAGCUGAAAGAGGAUGCUGAGAAGGAUGCUCGAACAGUGAAACUGCUGCUUCUGGGUGCUGGUGAGUCUGGGAAGAGCACCAUUGUCAAGCAGAUGAAGAUUAUCCACCAGGACGGGUACUCGCUGGAGGAGUGCCUCGAGUUCAUUGCCAUCAUCUAUGGUAACACGCUGCAGUCUAUCCUGGCCAUCGUUCGAGCCAUGACCACGCUCAAUAUCCAGUAUGGAGACCCAGCGCGCCAGGACGAUGCCCGGAAGCUGAUGCACAUGGCUGAUACCAUCGAGGAGGGCACGAUGCCCAAGGAGAUGUCAGACAUCAUCCAGCGGCUGUGGAAGGACUCAGGCAUCCAGGCUUGCUUUGAGCGUGCCUCUGAGUACCAGCUCAAUGACUCGGCGGGCUACUACCUCUCAGACCUGGAGCGCCUGGUAACCCCGGGUUACGUGCCCACUGAGCAGGACGUGCUGCGCUCUCGUGUCAAGACCACCGGGAUCAUCGAAACGCAGUUCUCCUUCAAGGACCUCAAUUUCCGGAUGUUCGACGUGGGCGGGCAGCGCUCAGAACGCAAGAAGUGGAUCCACUGUUUCGAGGGCGUGACCUGCAUCAUCUUCAUCGCUGCGCUGAGCGCCUACGACAUGGUGCUGGUGGAGGACGACGAAGUGAACCGCAUGCAUGAAAGCCUGCACCUAUUCAACAGCAUCUGUAACCACCGCUACUUCGCCACCACGUCCAUCGUGCUCUUCCUCAACAAGAAGGAUGUCUUUUCCGAGAAGAUCAAGAAGGCGCACCUCAGUAUCUGCUUCCCAGACUAUGACGGGCCCAACACGUAUGAGGACGCGGGCAACUACAUCAAGGUUCAGUUCCUCGAGCUCAACAUGCGGCGGGACGUGAAGGAGAUCUACUCUCACAUGACGUGCGCCACUGACACGCAGAAUGUCAAGUUUGUCUUUGACGCUGUCACCGACAUCAUCAUCAAAGAGAAUCUCAAAGACUGCGGCCUCUUCUAAGGUGUCUGAACUCCUGUGCAUCCCUUGCUGUGAGACCCUGUAGUCCUAGCUGCCUCUUAGCCCCAAGCCCCAGCCACCAAUCAGCAGUCCAGGACUCCUGGGCCCACACAUGCCACACUUCUCCCAAAGCUCUGAGCCCUGAGCCUUUCAGCACAGACCUUCCCCUGUGACUUCUGCCCCAGCUCUGCCUUUCACUGCCAGGCUACUCUGGCUUCCCUAGCAAGGACACAACAGGACUCAGGGCCACUGGAGCUGAGAGGGACUCAGCAGUGGCCAUCUGACCAAUCUCCUGCCACUCACUCUCUUGCCCCCUGGAGUCCAAGACUCACCUGGUAGGUUCUGAGUUCACCAAAUAGCCCUCCCUCCCACAGUUAUGGAGGGUUUGUGGUGUCCCUCCCCCAAGCAGCGCAGUCCAACCUUGCCACCUCCAUGUGACAAGUUUGACAUUUGCCUACCCUGUGGCCAGCAACUGUCCCUACCCAUAGCUUUGAGGGUUCAAAGUCUAAGCUAGCUCCGGUUUGUGCAGCCCCCACACAGAUAAAUUAGUGACUAGGGAGGUAGAUCUGGGCACCCCUAGAUGUUAGAAGGAACACAAGCUGGACCCGUCUCUGAAUACAGUCUCAGAAUGUCCCUCUUCCCCCUCCAGAUCUUGCCCCUCUGUCCUUGGACCCCAAAUCCAUGCCCUACCUCACCCACCAGCACACAGUUCUCUGAGAUGCCUGGCCAAGUGGAUUGUGUGUUGCCAGAGGAUACUGUUGUUGACACCAGAUAUGCCCAAUAGUCAAGCGGUCCUGAGGGGUGGCUGGGGCAGAGUCCAGCUCCUAUUGAUCAACUCUAGGCUGAAGAUUCAGUAUAGGAUGGAGCCCAGACUAUGCCCCAAGGGAUCUGUCUCCUGAGGGUUAUAGGCAAACCCAAGUGAUUGUUUUUGUCCCUGCCAGCCAUUCUCACCCUCUCCAUUCAGGGCCCAUUCCUUGGUAAGGAACACUGAGGGCUAUGCCUGAACUAUCGGGGACAAAGGUUUACAAUCCGUCACCUUCCUGCUCCUUCCUUCCUCAUCAAGCAUCGAGUCUUUGCUUAUGCCCAGGAGCCAGGGCUGUGCUGCUGCUCAGAAAAGGAGCUUCAAUCUGGCAAAGCCAGAGUGCAAUCCACACUUCCCAUAGGUCCACAGAUUCAGCAAUAAACCUGUGCACCAGA
Cavia porcellus (domestic guinea pig) is the source of this 2353-nucleotide messenger RNA. It is a transcript of the gene Gnat1, whose product is annotated as G protein subunit alpha transducin 1. Gene Ontology annotation, cellular component: heterotrimeric G-protein complex. Gene Ontology annotation, biological process: adenylate cyclase-modulating G protein-coupled receptor signaling pathway. The record is from RefSeq and is marked provisional. Gene Ontology annotation, molecular function: G protein-coupled receptor binding; GTPase activity; G-protein beta/gamma-subunit complex binding. Lineage: Eukaryota; Metazoa; Chordata; Mammalia; Rodentia; Caviidae.